Molecule: messenger RNA, 501 nt
Organism: Papilio machaon (common yellow swallowtail)
Lineage: Eukaryota; Metazoa; Arthropoda; Insecta; Lepidoptera; Papilionidae
Product: succinate dehydrogenase assembly factor 2-B, mitochondrial
Exons: 3
Coding region: 13-435 (140 amino acids)
Biological process (GO): mitochondrial respiratory chain complex II assembly; tricarboxylic acid cycle; protein-FAD linkage
Cellular component (GO): mitochondrion
Source: RefSeq, a predicted model, not a curated record
AAAUACUUAAAAAUGCUACGACUUCGAUCUACCUUUAGAAUGCUGCAGCAAAUUAAUCAUGUAGCAAAAUUUAGUGAUACCACCAAGGGUGUGGAUACAACGUAUAUGGAAAUUCCAGUUUAUAACGUAGACAAACCGCAACCACUUGAAAGUCGUAAAGCUAGACUGCAUUAUCAAUCUCGUAAAAGAGGAAUGUUGGAGAAUGAUUUACUGCUGAGCACCUUUGCCAAAAAGUACUUGGACAGUUUUACAGAGGAGCAAACAAUGAUGUACGACCGUCUCAUCAAUUCUCCAAGCAAUGACUGGGAUUUGUUCUACUGGAUAGUUGAAAAACAACCCACUCCUAAAGAAUUUGACAACGAAAUAAUGCAUCUACUAAAGAAACACGCCAAAAACGAAAAUAGAGUUGUAUUAUCUCAACCUCCAUUAUAUUAACUCACUUAGAAAGAAGGAAAGCACAUUCGACUUUUAGACAUACUCUAUGACAUAGGAAUUCGAUGU